Messenger RNA from Alternaria triticimaculans, 2043 nucleotides. RefSeq lists its product as uncharacterized. The transcript is spliced from 2 exons. The record is from RefSeq and is a predicted model, not a curated record. Lineage: Eukaryota; Fungi; Ascomycota; Dothideomycetes; Pleosporales; Pleosporaceae. The coding region runs from base 1 to 2043 and encodes 680 amino acids.
AUGUCUAUAACAUUCGAACACCCCCGCUCCUACCCUGCCGCCCUGCUCAAGAAGCGCCACUCCCUCCCCUCCCACCUCCACAUCUUCGUCGAACGACCAAGCCGACAUGCAAUACGCUCAUCAAGAGACUUCAACUACGACGCCCUCAACAAGUCCAGCAUCGAAGCCCACUUCCAGCGCAACGUCGCAUCGAGCUUUAUCUCAUUGUACGAGAGCAAAGCCACUGCCUCGAGCAAAUAUCCUCACACCGACAAAGUGGGACAAAAACCGCGAUCAUUCGAUGCCGCUGAAAUGUCUAUCCACACCAGUGGGCUGACAGCGGCAUGGGUGACCGUAGACAAAGACGUCCGUCUUCCAGUAUGGUUUGACAAGAACAGACAGGAGUCCGACAACGCAGACGACGAAGAGGUACUGUGGUUUUGCCUCCAAGAGCUGAAAGCAGUACUACAAGUCGAUGAGAAGCUUGGGGAGAAGGACGAAUGGCUUGCCUGUGGGUUCAUUCCCGAAAGUAGGGUUGUCACUCGUCACGAUUCAUCGAAUGAGGAGUACCCAGAGGGGGUAGUCAACGACAAGGAAAUAGAAGAGGCUUAUAGACAGGCUCGCCGCGACCGCCAACGUAUCGAAGGGGAGAGGCUUCAAGUCGACGUGCCGGAAUGUGAGCACAGACUCAAGAAGACGCUGUCUUCGGGCUUCUUGAAAGCCCCUCAGAUCCCCAGCCGGAAAAGCUCUCUUGUCUCGCUGGAUGGCAAGGCUGUGAGCCAGUCCAAGAAGACAGUUAGCGGGGCUUCAAAGCUUCGCGUAGAUACGCGCGACGUGUCGGUCUCGCUGACGAAUGCGGAUCCACGGCGCGCAGCGUCGCUGAUGAAGUAUGCGUUGUUGCUGGCGCAUGAAAAGAGGUUUGAAGCCGAAGAGUCGUGGCUUUCGGAGACGACUCGUUUGGCUGGGGGUGUAGAUCGGGGGGAUAGUACGAGGACAAUCGAUGAUGUGGUUCGUAGAGAGAGGCGAAGCGGGUUUGUAGAGCGUCAUAAUGAGGCCUACUUGACGCCGCCGCAAUCACCAAUUACCUCAUCUGGACGAAGGGGCAUGCAUGAGCGAAGGAGUCGUAAUGGUGCUGAUAAUCCAGUCAAACGAUACGAAAUCGCUCGACAAGAUGAUGAACAAUCAGUCCAGGAAAGGGGAAGACGUAUGCGUCGCUCUGCCGCUCCAUCGCCCUCGCAGUCUUUGCUAGGACAUCAUCUUGAAGGAGGCAACGCGUCUUCGCUUCGACCGCGUCUUUCGCGCCGUGAGCUCCUCUUGGAGCUGCAAUCAGACGAAGACUCUGUUCUACGAGAGUACGCAAGAGUCAGUCUGCAGGAUCCCUCUUCCCACCACCACACCCGGCACGACACGCCUAAUGGCGCACCCUCAACAUCGACGGCCCCGGGAACCCAGCAACCACCCAACCACACCGCCCAGGGUGCAGGUAACGAUGAAUUUAGCCCACCAGAUGAAUCGGUCUACUCCACCAUGUCGUCUCUCUCCUCCUUGUCCGACCUCGCGCAUGCUACCAUCGAGGAGGCCACGUACGCUACCGUCCAUCCUGGCUCCCAUGUUAGAGAGAUCGAGAUACGGAGAAGGAAGUCGAGGCCGUCGUCUGCGGAGGCGAAGUUCAGCGAAAAAGAGGAGAGAGGGAGGAGUAGGAACGGACGGCGACAACGAAGAGUUUCGGGGGUAGCUGUAGAAACACCAGCGGAAGAGGAUGUGGAACCUUUUCCUACUUUUGAUCCGAUCGUACCGGGUCACGUACAGCUUUCACGGUCUGGAAGCAAUGUUUCUGCGGUUGCUGUUGUUCCUUCGGCAUCAACACCGACACCUUCACCAGUGGUCUUGAAAUCCGAAUCUUUCUUUGCCAGAAGGAAGAAACUGUUCGAGAAGGGCAAAGACGUUUCUGAGCGUUUAGCAGAGGUACGGGAAAGUCCGGCUGCUCAGAAACCAAAGGUCAUGAAAGAUCUCUUGGAGUUUGCUGGGUGGAGAUCUGGUGAUAAGAAAGAUGGGUCGAAGUGA